AUGUCUGACGAUAAAAUUACAAGUGAUUCACCUGAAAAUAGAGAAACGUUAGAAGAGUUAUCAUCCGGUGUAACAAAGAAAGAUAUAACAGCUACAAUGAAAUAUGAUAAAAAUCGUAGAUUAACUAUGAAACCUUUUAGUAAUCGACAUAAAAAAUUUGGUGAUAAUAAAUCAUCAGAUGAGGGAUCAUCUUAUGGUGAACCUGAAGAUGAAGAUGCAUUUGAUGCAUUUAUUCUAAAUAAUUUUAGUCCGUUCUCCGGAAAUGAGAAUGUGAUUGAAUGGUUAGAUAUAACUGAUGAGAAGUUCAAUAUUUUCGAAAUUUCACGUAAUCUUCGAUGUCUUGCGAUUCCUUUGCUUGUCAAAGGAGAUGCUAAACGAACAUAUAUCAAUGAUAAGAAUAAGAUAAAUACUACUUUUGAAGCAAAUGAUAGUCUACCACAACCUCCAAUUUUACGUUCAACUGCAUUACUUGAUCUAGGAGCCACCAGUUUAUCCGGUGAUGAUCCUGUUAAUCGAUCAAAUGUUGCAUCAUGCCAGAAUAUAUUUCUUAGUUCUAGUAUUCUUGAUCAAACAGCUUAUGCACUUCGUCGUGGAAUUGUUGAUAGUCUUAUUAAGAAUCCAAAAACCUUUCGAGGUGGCAAGGAUGAUGUUAAACACAUUGCGAAAUCAUUACUUGGACAAACAUAA
Rotaria sordida is the source of this 687-nucleotide messenger RNA. NCBI's taxonomy places the organism in Eukaryota, Metazoa, Rotifera, Eurotatoria, Philodinida, Philodinidae. The record is from the annotation of a GenBank genome assembly.